AUGGCGGACGAGCCCACGACGCUUGUAAGGAGGCAGACGAACGAGGGACGUCUGCUGCUCGUGUCGAACCGCCUGCCCAUCACGAUCAAGCGCUCAGAUGAGGGCAAGUUCGAGAUGUCCAUGUCCUCUGGUGGACUGGUCAGCGGUCUGAGUGGACUGUCAAAGACGACGACCUUCCAGUGGUACGGGUGGCCUGGUCUUGAGGUUCCAGAUGACGAGGUGUCCACGCUCAAGGACCAGCUUAAGAAGGAGUACAAUGCGGUACCAGUCAUGCUCGACGAUGAGCUCGCAGACCGCCACUAUAACGGUUUCUCAAACGCUAUCAUGUGGCCGCUUUUCCACUAUCACCCUGGAGAGAUCACCUUUGACGAGUCGGCUUGGGACGGGUAUACCGAGGCCAACCGCCUAUUCGCGAAAGCUGUCGCAAAGGAAGUCCAGGAUAACGACAUGGUGUGGGUACACGACUACCACCUCAUGCUCAUGCCUGCUAUGCUGCGCGAGGAGAUCGGCGACACGAAGAAGAACGUGAAGAUCGGCUUCUUCUUGCAUACUCCCUUCCCCAGCUCAGAGAUCUACCGAAUUCUUCCCGUCCGCAACGAGAUUCUACUUGGUGUACUCCAUUGCGACCUGAUCGGCUUCCACACAUAUGACUACGCUCGCCAUUUCCUGAGCAGUUGUUCUCGAAUUUUGGGUCUCGCGACCACACCAAACGGCGUCGAAUUCCAAGGCAAGGUCAUUACGGUCGGCGCGUUUCCAAUCGGUAUCGACCCGGAGAAAUUCGACGAGGGCCUCCAGAAGCCCAAGGUGCAAGAACGCAUUGCGGCGCUCGAGAAGAAGUUCCAGGGCGUCAAGCUGAUCGUUGGUGUCGAUCGGCUGGAUUACAUCAAGGGUGUUCCCCAGAAGUUGCAUGCGCUCGAAGUGUUCCUUACCGAGCACCCUGAAUGGAUUGGAAAGGUUGUGCUCGUCCAGGUCGCUGUUCCUUCCCGACAGGACGUGGAAGAGUACCAGAAUCUCCGAGCGGUUGUCAAUGAGCUCGUCGGACGAAUCAACGGCAAAUUCGGCACCAUUGAAUUUAUGCCGAUUCACUUUAUGCACAAGUCGGUCUCUUUCGACGAGCUGAUCGCCCUUUACUCCGUCUCCGACGUCUGCCUCGUAUCUUCGACUCGCGAUGGCAUGAACCUAGUAUCCUAUGAGUACAUCGCCACGCAGGAGAAGCGACAUGGCGUCAUGAUUCUAUCCGAGUUCACUGGCGCGGCGCAGAGCUUGAACGGUAGUUUGAUCGUAAAUCCUUGGAACACAGAGGAACUCGCGGACGCCAUCCACGACGCAGUCACUAUGGGAGACGAGCAGCGAACUCUCAACUACCAGAAGCUGUCCAAAUACGUCAGAAAGUACACCAGUGCAUGGUGGGGCGAGUCUUUUGUCAAUGAGCUGAGAAGAAUGUCCGAAUCUUCGGAUAGGAAAGUCAAGUUCGACAAGAUUAGCAAGUCAACGACCGAGGGCGGCGCCAAUUCUUCCGCAGUAGAAGACCAAGCUGACGGCCAGCCUGCCAAAGAGCAAGAUUCUGUCCCGAGCAAAGACACGGAGUCCGGCCCUGCGGCUGCGCUCGAGUCGCAGCAGGAGAGUACUAAUGCUACCGAGCAGAGUCUACCUAUCCAGACCAAAGAGUCUACCUCAUAG
Dothidotthia symphoricarpi CBS 119687 is the source of this 1680-nucleotide messenger RNA. RefSeq names its product glycosyltransferase family 20 protein. Gene Ontology annotation, molecular function: alpha,alpha-trehalose-phosphate synthase (UDP-forming) activity. Gene Ontology annotation, cellular component: alpha,alpha-trehalose-phosphate synthase complex (UDP-forming); cytosol. Bases 1 to 1680 code for a protein of 559 amino acids. The record is from RefSeq and is a predicted model, not a curated record. NCBI's taxonomy places the organism in Eukaryota, Fungi, Ascomycota, Dothideomycetes, Pleosporales, Dothidotthiaceae. Gene Ontology annotation, biological process: trehalose biosynthetic process; cellular response to heat. The transcript has 4 exons.